Messenger RNA from Exaiptasia diaphana, 1658 nucleotides. RefSeq names its product melanopsin-like. Gene Ontology annotation, cellular component: membrane. The transcript has 3 exons. Gene Ontology annotation, biological process: G protein-coupled receptor signaling pathway. The record is from RefSeq and is a predicted model, not a curated record. Lineage: Eukaryota; Metazoa; Cnidaria; Anthozoa; Actiniaria; Aiptasiidae. Gene Ontology annotation, molecular function: G protein-coupled receptor activity. Bases 109 to 1191 code for a protein of 360 amino acids.
UCACAAGUCGGCUGGAGUUCAUCAGCUAAACUUUCGCUGAAUCAUGACCAUACAAAUGCGAAAAGCUUAUCAGGGAUCAGCUCAACAAUAACCAGUAUUGUGAAAGCAAUGAAUAGCAGUGACAACUCAACGGUUGCAACUUUAACCCGACCACAUGACGAGAUUAUUUCGCUAUCAGUUUCUUUGGCCAUCAUCAUUGCAUUGAGUCUCUGUGGGAACUUUCUACUGAUUUUGGCAUUCGUAAGAGACGAUCGACUGAGAGCAAGCUUCGCCAACAAGUUAAUCAUGAGUCUUGCCAUGGCUGACUUCCUGACAGCUGCUUUCCCAUUAACUUACCAACUUGUUACACUUAUAAAUGUUGAUCUUAUCAGAAAUGGUGGGUUUCUGUGUACUGUAGGAGGACUGGCAUCGUAUUCAUUUUUCUUUACUUCUGUUWUUACGUUGGUAAUGCUGAGUGUUGAUCGAUUCAUUGCCCUCGGCUUUCCACUGCGGUAUAAACAACUCAUGAAACCAAAAACACAGCUCUUCAUGAUUACGUACCCGUGGAUUCACGGCGCGUUGUUCUUUGCGUUUUGUGCAGUUUUCACUGAUGUGAAAUACGGGCCUAAAAGUUUUGAUUGUGGUUUAUCUUGGAAAACGCGUUCAGUAGCGUUUACGUUGACGAUCUUGAUGAUCCAUAUUGGGAUUCCUUUGUUUUUGCUGAUUGUUUUGAAUACAUGGACACUGGCGUUAGUGAGGGCACAGAACAAGAAAAUCCUGGAAUACAGUAGAAAGGAUGCUGUUAAUAAAGACAACAGCGCAACAAGAAAAGCGUACAAUAGAAGAGCAAACAUUGAAUGCAGGCUUGCAAGAGUUUCCAUCGUUAUCAUAUUCGUCUUUCUCGCAUGUUGGACACCAUAUGUAGUUACCAGAACUUUUGAAUUUUUUGGUCUCAGCCUCUCUUCGGGGUUAAUGUCCGGGGCGGCCUGGUCAGUGCAUGCGUCAUCAUUUGUUAAUCCAAUGAUUUAUUCGUCUCUUCGAGCUGACCUGCGCAGAUCAAUGUUCAGCGUCUUCCGGUGCUGUAAGUUAAGGGUUUCUCACGAAGUUAAACCAACGUCGGAUGUGAAACUUGUCACGGUUGGCAGUAGUGGUGAUUGCGUGACGACGAGCACCACAAGACAAUUUAACGCACUAAACGUCAAUAACGCUUAAAACUCCUUAAAACUUMAURUUUAUUUAUAUCCUUAUAAUUGUCUUUCUUUGAUGGGUUUCCUGUGUAAUGUGCGCGAAACAGUGGUGCACUCGCACACAACUGCCUCGAAUAGCACACUUGAUCAUGUGACAAAGAAAGGAUUUGAAACGAGGCAAGAAGACCUUUAAAUUUAUGUGGCAUACGCCAAGUUGACUGAUUGGUCAUUUAUUUAGUCUCCCACAUGGAAAAACGUCCACUGGCAGGUGAAUUUCGAGAUUAUCUAACUAGAAUUAUUGGUCCUUGUUGUCAGCUGUCUCUGUAAGGCGUUUGAGCAAUGUCAUUAUUUGAUAGUGCAUGAGAGUCAUAUGAGAGUGCAYUUUUAUUCGUUUAAGUCGCGUGGCUAUUCAGACAAGUUUUUUCUUGUUAUUUUCCCUUUGGAAACAAGUUAACGCAGUGAUCGCGAAAUAAAAUUUAGAGUUACUGCCGU